AGACGCAUGCGUGCUAAGCAAAUUGCCAAAAUAGCCCCUUGAGUAAGUGGCAGCUUUAAAAACCAACCAGCUGCUGACUUCAAACCAGAAGGUCAGAGGAGGAAAGUAGAAGUCAGAUACUGAAGGAUCAAGGAGCCCAUAGGAGUUUCACAGCGUGUGGGAUUUUGGAGACUGGAACAACUUGACUGCAGGUUCUAGUUGGAGACCUUGCCUGUUGCCUCUCUUUCUGUCUUCAGACUCCAAGAUGAAUGUGCAGGCUUGUUCUAGGUGUGGCUAUGGGGUUUAUCCUGCUGAGAAGAUCAGCUGUAUAGAUCAGAUAUGGCAUAAAGCGUGUUUUCACUGUGAAGUCUGCAAGAUGAUGUUGUCUGUCAAUAACUUUGUGAGUCACCAGAAAAAGCCGUAUUGUCACGCCCAUAACCCUAAGAACAACACCUUCACUAGUGUCUAUCACACUCCUUUAAAUCUAAAUGUGAAGAAGUGUCUGGGAGCCAUGGGUGGGAUCAAUGACCAAGAAGAUGGUGAGCAGUUUAAAUCAGUUUUUCACUGGGACAUGAAAUCCAAGGAUGGAGCAGGUGCACCUAAUAGGCAACCACUGGUGAACGAGAGAGCCUACUGGCCUGGAUAUGGGGAAGGGCAUACUUGGUAUCCAGGAGCUCUGCCAGACCCUGAAAUCGUCAGGAUAGUUGAGGCUCGACAGUCUCUUGGUGAGGAAUAUUCAGAGGACUAUGAGCAACAGAGAGGCAAAGGGAGCUUCCCAGCCAUGAUCACACCUGCUUAUCAAAGAGCCAAGAAAGCCAAUCAACUAGCCAGCCAAGUGGAAUACAAAAAAGGACAUGAUGAGCGCAUCUCCAGGUUCACCCCGGUGGUGGAUACCCCUGAGCUGCUUCGGGCCAAGGCAGGGGGACAGUUUCAAAGUGAUGUGAGAUACACAGAGGACUAUGAACAGCAGAAAGGGAAAGGCAGCUUUCCUGCUAUGAUCACACCGGCUUAUCAGAUAGCCAGAAGAGCCAGUGAGCUGGCAAGUGACGUGAGGUACCAUCAACAAUAUCAAAGAGAAAUGAGGGGAGUGGCUGGUCCAGUUGUUGGAGCAGAGGGCACGUUGACAAAGGAAUGUGUAGACCUGUAUGGUCAGGGUUACGUGGAAGCAUAUGAAGAGCCCAGGGGAAAGGGCAGCUUCCCCGCCAUGAUCACCCCAGCUUAUCAGAAUGCCAAGAAGGCCAGUGAACUUGCUAGUGAUAUAAAAUACAGGCAGGACUUCCAUAAGAUGAAAGGCGCUGCACAUUAUCAUUCUCUCCCAGCAGAACACAACUUGGUUCUUAAAAGGGCUCAGAGUGUGAACAAGCUUGCAAGCGAGGUGGAGUAUAAGAAGGAUCUGGAAGGUAGUAAAGGUCACAGUAUCAACUACUGUGAGACACCUCAAUUCAGGAGCGUGAGCAAGAUCUCACAAUUCACCAGUGAUAAUAAAUAUAAAGAAAACUACCAGAACCACAUGAGAGGCCACUAUGAAGGAGUUGGUAUGGACAGACGCACACUCCAUGCUCUGAAAGUUGGCAGCCUGGCCAGCAACAUUGCCUACAAGGCUGAUUAUAAACAUGACAUUGUGGACUACAACUAUCCAGCCACUCUUACUCCUUCCUAUCAAACAACAGUGAAGCUGGUGCCCUUGAAAGAUGUCAACUACAGGCAGAGCAUUGCCAAGUUGAAAUACAGCUCCGUGGUCAAUACUCCACAGAUCGUUCAAGCUAAAAUCAAUGCCCAGCAACUAAGCCACGUGAAUUACCGCGCCGACUAUGAGAAAAAUAAGUUGAAUUACACCUUGCCGCAAGAUGUGCCUCAGCUGGUGAAGGCCAAGACCAACGCUGAACUGUUUAGUGAGGUUAAGUACAAAGAAGGCUGGGAGAAGACAAAGGGGAAAGGAUUUGAGAUGAAGCUAGAUGCCAUAUCUCUGUUGGCUGCCAAAGCCUCUGGGGAGCUUGCUAGCAAUAUUAAAUACAAAGAAGAGUAUGAAAAAACAAAAGGAAAAGUCAUGGGAACAACCGACUCGAAGCUUCUGCACUCUCUGCAGGUGGCCAAGAUGAGCAGCGAGGUUGAAUACAAGAAAGGCUUUGAAGAAAGUAAGACCCACUUUCAGCUGCCCUUGGAUAUGGUGAACAUCAGGCAUGCGAAGAAGGCCCAAGCUCUCGCCAGUGACCUGGACUAUAGGAAGAAGCUGCAUGAAUACACUGUGCUGCCUGAAGACAUGAAGACUCGGUGGGCCAAGAAAGCGUAUGGACUCCAAAGCGAGCUGAAGUACAAAGCUGACUUGGCAUGGAUGAAGGGAGUUGGGUGGCUGACUGAAGGGAGUCUCAACCUGGAACAGGCCAAGAAGGCUGGACAGCUUGUCAGUGAGAAAAACUACCGACAGAGGGUUGAUGGGCUGAAGUUCACCAGUGUGGCUGACAGCUCCCAGAUGGAGCAUGCCAAGAAGAGCCAGGAGCUGCAGAGUGGGGUGGCCUACAAAGCAGAAAAUGAGCAAUCUGUGCAUCAGUAUACCAUCAACAAAGACGAGCCUCUGUUCUUACAGGCCCGAGCCAAUGCUGCUCAUCUCAGUGAGAAACUGUACAAGAGCAGCUGGGAAAAGCAGAAGGCCAAAGGGUUUGAACUGCGUCUUGACUCCUUGACUUUCCUGGCAGCCAAAGCCAAGAGGGACCUGGCCAGUGAGGUAAAGUACAAGGAGGAUUAUGAGAGGUCCAGAGGGAAACUCAUUGGAGCAAAAAGUGCACGGGGCGAUUCGCAAAUAAGCCACUCGCUGCAAAUGUCCAAGCUGCAGAGUGACCUGGAGUACAAGAAGGGCUUCGAGGAUACCAAAUCCCAGUGCCACGUCUCUCUGGACAUGAUCCACCUCGCACAUGCCCGCCAUGCUCAGCACUUAGCCACAGACAUAGGCUACAGGACAGCAUCAAACCGCUUCACAGCUUUGCCCACAGACAUGAAGAUGGAGUGGGCCAGGAAGGCAUAUGACUUGCAGAGUGAUAACCAAUACAAGGCAGAUGUGAAGUGGAUGAAAGGCAUAGGCUGGGUCGCCACUGGGUCAUUAAAUGUGGAGCAGGCGAAGAAGGCAGGAGAACUCAUUAGUGAGAAGAAGUACCGUCAGCAUCCAGAUGCUUUGAAGUUUACCAGUAUUAAAGACACUCCGGAGAUGGUCCAGGCCAGAAUUAGUUAUACCCAAGCAGUGGAUAGGUUGUACAAGGAGCAAGGAGAAAACAUCAAGCAUCAUUACACUCAGACUGCUGAUCUGCCUGAAGUCCUGCUGGCUAAGCUGAAUGCUAUGAACAUCAGUGAGACACGUUAUAAAGAAUCCUGGAGCAAACUUCGAGAUGCUGGAUACAAGUUGAGGUCAGAUGCCAUUCCGUUCCAGGCGGCAAAGGCUUCUGGUGACAUCAUAAGUGAUUACAAAUACAAAGAGGCAUUUGAGAGAAUGAAAGGACAGAUGCUUGGCUCCCGGGGCUUGGAAGAUGAUCUCAGCCUUGCACAUUCAGUGCACGCGACCUCAUUGCAGAGUGAUGUGAAUUACAAGAAAGGCUUUGAACAUUCAAAGGCACACUUCCAUCUGCCGCUGGACAUGGUAACCCUGGUGCAUGCCAAGAAGGCUCAGACCCUGGCCAGUGACCAGGAUUACAGACAUCCGCUCCCCCAGUACACGUCCUUAGCAGAAGACCUGAGGCUGAGCUGUGCCAAGAAAGCUCACAAAUUGCAGAGUGAGAAUUUGUACCGUUCAGACCUGAAUUUCAUGCGAGGAGUCGCCUGUGUUGUUCCUGGCACAUUAGAGAUUGAAGGGAGAAAAAAAGCAUCUGAGCUCAUCAGCGAGAGUAAAUACCGACAGCAUCCUGGGUCAUUCAAGUACACAGCAGUGACAGACACUCCCAAUCUCCUUCACGCAAAGUUCAGCAACCAGAUUACAAAUGAGCGCCUCUAUAAAGCAGCCGGAGAGGAUGCAAGACACCAGUACACAGUGACCUUGGGUUUGCCUGAGUUUGUUCGAGCAAAAACAAAUGCAGCCAAUCUGAGUGAUGCAAAAUACAAGGAGGCUUGGCGUAAUCUUCGUGCUCAAGGCUACAAGCUGACAGCAGAUGCCCUCUCCUUCCAGGCUGCACGGGCCUCUGGAGAGAUAGCCAGCGAUUUUCUCUACAGGCAUGACUUUGUGAAGGAGCGAGGGCAGCAACUUGGGAUCCAGAGUGUAAGUGACGACCCCCGGCUGCAGCACUGUCUGAGGAUGGGACAGCUGCAAAGCGAGCAUCAGUACAGGAAGGAGGCGGCCAGCAGCCAAGCUCAGUGCCACCUGCCCAUGGACAUGCUGCAUCUCGUUCACGCCAGGAAGGCCCAGGCCCUGGCCAGUGACUAUGACUACCGGACGCAGUACCACAAGUUCACAGCACUGCCUGAGGACCUGAAGAUGGCCUGGGCCAAGAAAGCCCACGCUCUGCAAAGUGAGUUUCGCUACAAGUCUGACCUGAUGGGCAUGAAGGGGACCGGAUGGCUGGCACUGAGAUCCCCCCAGAUGGAGAGUGCAAAGAAGGCUGGAGAACUCAUCAGCGAGACCAAAUACCGUAAAAGACCAGACAGUAUCAAGUUCACCACUGUGGUUGACUCCCCAGACCUGGUCCACGCCAAGAACAGCUACAUGCAUUGCAACGAGCGCCUGUAUAGGUCAGGAGAUGCAGAGUCUCUGCACAGAUACACAGUCAUCCCCGACCACCCCGAAUUCACCCGAGCCCGCCUCAACGCGCUGUACCUGAGUGAUAAAGUCUACAGAAACUCUUGGGAGCAGAACCGGGCUGGUGGCUACGACUUCAGGCUGGAUGCCAUCCCGUUCCAGACUGCCCGGGUGUCCAGGGAGAUCGCCAGUGAUUUCCGGUACAAAGAGGCCUUUCUGCGAGACCGGGGCCUGCAGAUUGGGUAUCGCAGCAUCAAUGAUGACCCAAGGAUGAAGCAUUUCCUCAACGUUGGCAGGCUCCAGAGUGACAAUGAAUACAAGAAGGAUUUUGUCAAGAGUCGGUCCCAGUUUCACAGCCGCCCAGACCAGCCUGGCUUCCUCCAGGCCAAGAGGAGCCAGCAACUGGCCAGCGACGUGCAUUACAGGCAGCCCCUGCCCCAGCCCAGCUGCGACCCGGAGCAGCUGGGCCUGAAGCACGCACAGAGAGCCCACCAGCUUCAGAGUGAUGUCAAAUACAAAUCUGACUUGAACCUGACCCGAGGUGUCGGCUGGACCCCGCCUGGCUCCUACAAAGUGGAAAUGGCUCGGCGUGCUGCAGAACUGGCCAACUUGAGGGCCCUGGGUCUCCAGGGGGCUUAUAGGGGGCUGGAGGCAGUGGAGACUGGAGAUCAUCCAAGGGGGGCGGUGAACCCAGACGCCACCGAGAUUCUGCACGUCAAAAGGAAGAAGGCUCUGCUGAUGUGAGCGAGCAGCCUCCACACCCGUUCUCCAGAGAGAAACCACUUGGAUGUGUGCUUGCCAGAGAUACACUAUUCACAGCUUAGGUCUGGGCAAACUGUAAAAAAUGGCACACCAGCCCAUCCUAGAUCUGCCUUUAUUAAAUGAACAACUCUGAAAGCAAACAGAGG
Castor canadensis (American beaver) is the source of this 5601-nucleotide messenger RNA. RefSeq names its product nebulin related anchoring protein (gene Nrap). NCBI's taxonomy places the organism in Eukaryota, Metazoa, Chordata, Mammalia, Rodentia, Castoridae. Gene Ontology annotation, biological process: cardiac muscle thin filament assembly. Gene Ontology annotation, molecular function: actin filament binding. Gene Ontology annotation, cellular component: Z disc. The record is from RefSeq and is a predicted model, not a curated record.